Molecule: messenger RNA, 3687 nt
Organism: Stylophora pistillata
Lineage: Eukaryota; Metazoa; Cnidaria; Anthozoa; Scleractinia; Pocilloporidae
Product: WD repeat and HMG-box DNA-binding protein 1
Biological process (GO): DNA repair; mitotic cell cycle; DNA-templated DNA replication
Cellular component (GO): nuclear replication fork
Molecular function (GO): DNA binding; chromatin binding; protein binding
Source: RefSeq, a predicted model, not a curated record
UAACAUUUCUGAGCCCUAAGCUUGAGGAAAUCUGUGUAUUUUACCUUUCUCUAAUAGCCAGAAUGCCAGUGGAUCGAAAGCCUAUGCGAUUUGCUCACAGUGAGGGUCAAACAGAUGUCUGUUACGACGAAACAGGCGGUUACCUUUUGACUUGUGGCUCAGAUGGAGAUGUACGUAUAUACAAAGAUUUUGAUGACAGUGAUCCAGAAUCUGUCAGGGCUGGAGAAAAUGUAACAGUCCUGUUAGUCAAGAACAAGAAAAUAGUCACUGCAUCAGAUAAUUCUGUUCAAGUUUAUACCUUCCCAGAGGGGUCUCCUGAUGGAAUUCUCACAAGAUUUACAGCAUCUGUCAAUCAUAUAUGCUUUAACCAAUCAGGAUCAGUGUUGGCAGCAGGAGCAAGUGAUUUUAACAUAAAGGUGGUCACUGUAGCAGAUGGAAGCCAAAAAGUUCUUAGGGGCCAUGAAGCUCCAGUGUUAAGUGUGACAAUGGAUCCUAAAGAUCAAUAUGCUGCUUCAUCAAGUUGUGAUGGUACAGUUAAAAUCUGGAAUUUGGGUGAUCAGACAUGCAAGACAACUUUAUCAAUCCUUCCCAGGGUGAAUGAUGCAAGGAUCUCAAAGACGUUAUGCCGACUUGCUUGGCAGCCAGAGCGUGGCAAGUAUAUGGCUGUUCCAGUGGAGAAAACUGUCAAGGUUUAUGAAAGGGAUACAUGGAAAAAUACUUUCAACCUGGAAAAAGAUGGUCAUAGUGAGUUGGUCUCUCUUGUGUCUUGGUCUCCCUGUGGUAACUACAUUGCAUCUGCUAGUAUCAAUGGAGAGAUGUUUAUCUGGAAGGUGGCAACGCAGGCAGUUAUUGAGAGGAUAACUCAUGAAAGUGGACAUACCAUUUGUGGCUUGGCAUGGAAUCCAAAAGGAAACAAAGAAAUUGCUUAUACUGAUAAUCAGGGUCAGUUUGGUGUUUGUGAGAAUGUGAUACCAAACGACGAGGUAAAAAGCUCCAAUCACCCUGUAACUGCCAAUGAUUUCAUGGAUGACAGUUUGGUGACUGCUGCCAUGGAUGCUGAUAGUGAUGAUGAACAGCUUAUCAUUGGGAAGAAAAAACAAAGAAGCAAGUCCACUGCUUGGAUAGAUGAGGAGGCAGACGAUGAUGAUGAUGAUGAUGAGUUCAAAGACAUCCGCAAAUUGAAAGCAGCCUUGGCAGCUCCAUUAGAGUUUGGCGAUGGCGGGAAUGAUGGAGACACAGGUAGUGAAGUGUCUGCACCACAGGCCCCUAAGAAGGAAGUGAUCCACACUCCAUUUAUUCCAGUACUCCAGCCACCAUUCCAACCUGGCUCAACCCCAGUCCACUUAAUGCACAGGUUCAUGGUAUGGAAUUCAGUUGGAAUAGUGCGCUGUCACACGGAAGAUGAGAUAUCAUCAAUAGAGGUUGAAUUCCAUGACACAAGUACCCAUCACCCUUUACAUCUGACCAAUCAUCUAAAUCACACCAUGGCUGCCCUGUCAUCCAGUGCUGUUUUGUUAGCAUGCAAAGCUCGUGAGGAUUCACCAAGUAAGCUUGUUUGUAUCCAUUUUGGAAGCUGGGAUAAUUCAAAAGAAUGGACUGUUGUCUUACCUGAGGGAGAAUCGAUCCAAGCAGUGGCAACCGGCAGCUCUUUUGCAGCUGUUGCAACUGACAAGCGUUUCCUUCGCAUAUUUACCAUUGGUGGGGUUCAGCGUGACAUUCUCAGCCUUCCUGGUGCAGUGGUGUGUAUGUCAGGAUACAAGAACCAACUGAUGGUCGUGUUUCAUAUUAACAACCCCCUUCCUGGUGAGCAAGCUUUGGCUCUUAAAUUACUGGAUUUGAAGCACAACCAGGAAAUCAUUGUAGAGGAGAGGGUGUUGCUGAGUGAGAAGUCAACACUGGGCUGGCUAGGAUUCUCUGAGGAAGGUUCUCCAGUUACUGUUGACUCAGCUGGGGUUGUAAGAUUAUUGUCUCGUUCCUUUGGUACAUCAUGGAGUCCCGUUUGUGUCACUAAAAGCAAUAUGAAGAACAAGUCUGAUAAUUAUUGGGUGGUUGGUCUGUAAGCUUGGCAAUAAAAUAUGCAGCACGGAGUAGACGAAUGAAUUUAGCAAAUCGACUGGAUGAGUUGGCCCGCGAGAAAGCAAAACUGGAGGCAGAGGAGGAGUUUGAGGAUGAUUUCCAACAAAUUGAUUGGCCUGUAAGGGGGAAUAAGACAUCUACGUCGAGGAUGGGUGGUCAUCGUCCCUCCAAUACUCUGCGAGAAGUGGAACAGGAGGAAGAAGAGGAGGAAAUGGAGGAGACUGGAGGUGAUGAUGGCAUGGAUGAUGAUGAUUAUGAUGAUUUUGAUGAUGAUGAUGAUGAACAGACUUCCAGGAAAGAAGAGAGGAAGGGCUUAGCAAGACUGAACAGUCUAGAUCUAGGAUCAAAACCAAUUUCAACUGCAAAUUCCAAUCCACCUUCGUCACCUCUUCCAAGCUCAAAUCCAAGUCAAGGCCGAUCUAAUCCUUUCAGAAUAUCUAGUCCUGGAAAAAAGGCGUCUAGUGUGUGUGGAAAGAGUUUUUUUGACAGCGUGGAGGAAGAGAAGAAAGCAUCACUGCAAAGGAAAAGCAAGAUAUCUCCUGAUACCAAGCCAGUCCAGAAAAGGAAAAAGGGAAAACAAACCACUCUAUUGAAAACACCUCAGGAGAAAGAAAAAGAAACACAGAAUAAGAAAACAUCUCCAGAAAGGAAUGGCCCGCCCUCCAAAAAAGUGAAUGGUUUCACCCUUUGGUUUGAGGAGAACAAAGAAGGUUUGUCAAAUGAAAAUCCAGAGCUGACUGGUACCCACCUUGUUAAAUCUGCCAUGGGACAAUGGAAGGCACUUGAUGAAGAUGAAAAGAUGGAAUGGAAUAAUAAAGCAAAGGGAACUGCGCACGAAAAGGAACAAGGAGAAAAGAAGCGCAAAAGAGAAAAGUCAGAUGAAGAAAACGAAGACACUUUAAAUACAAUUAAUUUAGCCAAGAAGACAAAAGAAUCAGGGGUAACAGUUGCAAAUUCCAAACUGGCAGGAUUUGCUUAUAACAAAAAUUAACUGCAGAUCUUUUGAAUUGUGUUUAUUUAUAAUAGUCAUGAAAUUUUAGGUCACUCUCCAAGAAUUUCAUGGAGUUUGCCAAUAUUCAUGUUUUGGAUUAUGGAAUGAACAGAAAGAUGGAUUAAAAUGGUGUAGCAUGACAGGAAAACUGAAAUAACAAAAGAGUGGAUGGAAACAAUUGGAAAGGACUUCCAUUAAAUUCAACUGCAUUAAAGAAAACUUCGGGCAUUUGCAUUUCUAAGACUUUUUCAUAAUAAUUGCAUGAAAUCUAUGGUUUGCUCCUCAAAAGACAGUUGCGACUGAUAAAAACAAUUUUAAAUACCAUGUUAGAGGCAGAGAAAGUACCUAUAAAACAUAACCUAUUUGACGCUUUAACUCUGAUGAGUGACCAAGAGAGAAUUUCUCCUCACAAUAUCCAUACAAUAUCAAGCAGACAAGUGUUGAGAAUAAAUAAUGGUAAUUGAACUGAAUUUUGGGCUGAAAUCAUAUGUGUGAUUUCAAAAUCGAACAAGGGCACAGCACGAGUUUGACUUGAAACCACAAAUAUGAUUUCAGACCAAAAUUGCACAGCACAAGUUUGAAUUACCACUUUAUUACAUCCAUUUUGAAAUCGCCCAAAU